CUCUUUGUUAUCCUAACAUCAACAAAGGCGAAUUAUUUACCAAUAUGUACAAGGGCCGUAAAGAGAAUUCCGAUCAUAAAGAGAGCAUAAAAAAAAGUUCAGUCCUUUGCGAGGUGUGUGGGAAAACUUUUUCCACCAUCACAUGUCUCGAUAUGCACAAGCUUAUUCACUCAAACCAGAAACCCUUCGAGUGCUCCACGUGUUUCAAAACGUUUAAGCGAAAAGGCCAUCACUUAUUACACAUGAAGAUUCACGCGGAAGAGAAACUCUUCAAGUGCUCGUUUUGUUCUCAAUCAUUUAGGCACAAAAACACCCUUACAUUACACAUGCAAAUCCAUGCGGACAAGAAACCCUUUAAGUGCACGUUUUGUUCUCAAUCAUUUAGGCACAAAAACAGCAUUACAUUACAUAUGCAAAUUCAUACGGGGGGAAAACCCUUUCAGUGUUCAGAUUGUUCAGAAUCUUUUAGAGAGAAAAUCCAUCUCACGAGGCACAUGCAGAUCCAUAUGGGGGAUAAACCCUUUCAGUGUUCAGAUUGUUCAGAAUCUUUUAGAGAGAAAAUCCAUCUCACGAGGCACAUGCAGAUCCAUAUGGGGGAUAAACCCUUUCAGUGUUCAGAUUGUUCAGAAUCUUUUAGAGAGAAAAUCCAUCUCACGAGGCACAUGCGGAUCCAUACGGGAGAAAAACCCUUCAAAUGCCACGAUUGUUCUAAAUCUUUUAAUCAGAAAUUCAACCUUACAUCACACAUGCGGAUACAUACGGGAGAAAAACCCUUCAAAUGCCCCGAUUGUUCUAAAUCUUUUAGGCAUAAAUGCAAUAUUACGUCACGUCACACGUGCGGAUCCAUACGGGAGAAAAACCCUUCAAAUGCCACGAUUGUUCUAAAUCUUUUAAUCAGAAAUCCACCCUUACAUCACACAUGCGGAUCCAUACGGGGGAGAAACCCUUUAAAUGCGCAGAUUGUUCCGAAUGUUUCAGGCGUAAAGACCAUCUCACGGGGCACAUGCGCCUCCACACUGGCAUACCUUCUUGUCACUGUUCCAUCUGCCAAAGGCCGUUCACCGACUCUGGAAAUCUCAAAAAACACAUGCGGAUCCAUACGGGGGAGAAACCCUUUAAAUGCCCUGAUUGCGUACAGACCAUCUCACGAGGCACACGCGCCUCCACACUGGCAUACCUUCUUGUCACUGUUCCAUCUGCCAAAGGCCGUUCACCGACUCUGGAAAUCUCAAAAGACACAUGUGGAUCCAUACGGGAGAGAAACCCUUUAA
This is a messenger RNA of Copidosoma floridanum, 1271 nucleotides long. RefSeq names its product zinc finger protein 501-like. The record is from RefSeq and is a predicted model, not a curated record. Lineage: Eukaryota; Metazoa; Arthropoda; Insecta; Hymenoptera; Encyrtidae.